AUGAAAUCGUUAUUUAUUAAUAAAUAUAUUAACAUACUUAUUCUUGCUCUAAUUGUCAACUGUCAACAAGCUUUAUUAGCUGCAUUAUCGUCUGGAAAUAUAGUUUCAUUCUACAAUGCAAAUGAUAAAAUAGUUGUUCUUACAAGUCAAAAUUUUUCUUCAACAGUUUAUCAAUCAAAAAUAGCAUGGCUCAUUGAAUUUUAUGCAAGUUGGUGUGGUCAUUGUCAAUCUUAUGCUAAUACUUAUCGAGAAAUUGCUAUUGACACUUGGACAUGGAAAACGAUUAUUCGUAUUGCCGCAAUAAAUUGUUAUGCAGGAGACAAUAAUGCACUAUGUCGUCAACAUAGCGUCAGAGGCUAUCCGGCUCUGCGAUUCAUACCACCUGAAACUAUUCUUGGUAAUACAUCUAAAGCGAUUGAGAUUUCAGCGACGGAUGCCAAUGUUGUGAAAAAACGACUUAUUAAAGAACUGGAUAAUAUCCCUAAAAAAAACAAAUUAUGGCCACAGUUUACACCUGUCAAUCGAAUUACAUUGGAAGAACUUUAUGCACGUAUUCCAUCAACAGUCAAAAUUCUUUUAGUUAUUGCAGAAAAACGAAAUGAUUUUAUUGGUCGACAUAUAAUGCUUGACUUUUCGAAAUAUCGCGAUCAAUUAGCUAUUUUUCGAACGACUACAGAUGGAAAAUUAUGGCGUAAAUUUAAUGUUAGUAUAACAGAUGUACCUGCUUUAUUUGUUAUCCUUCGAAAUCGAACUGCUCAACGAAUUAAUAUUGAACGAAAUAGCAGUAAUAAUAUUGACAAUCACGAUUUAUUUAAUAAUGCUAUUCGAUCAUACAUUCAACAAACAAAAUAUAUUGAAAAUUUUGAUGAUCGCGAAUUCGAAGAAAUUAUUCUUAGUAAAAAUGCACUUAAAAAUGCUGAAAUGCAACAAAAAUUAGUUCAGAAGAAAAACGUAACAGAUGAAAUUCUUGAUAAAAAUACAAUUUAUCGUAAAGUAAAUAUGGUUGAUCUUGAAUUGGCUUUGUCUUAUAUGUUUCGAGAAGAAGUACCUCAAAUAAAAGAAAUUUACGGUGACGCAUACGAUGCAUUAGUUCAAUGGUUGACUGUACUCACUAAGUAUUUUCCUGGUCGUGAACCAGUUAUGGGUUAUUUUAAACAAUUAUUAUUGAAAGUCAGUGAACAUUCCAAUGGUUUUAGUGGGGAUACAUUUCGAGAAAUAAUUAAUAUGAAGACAUCGAAUGCUUAUUUACCAAAUGAUCAUGCUCAAUAUCAACAUUGUGCAGGAUCUGCACCACAAUAUCGUGGUUAUCCAUGUGCACUUUGGCUUCUUUUUCAUACUCUUACUGUUUCACAAUAUCAAAUAGAAUCAAAUCAAAUCGAUGUUACUGAAGUUCCAUUGGCUAUAAAAAAUUAUAUAAAACAUUUUUUUGGUUGUCGACAAUGUAGUACUAAUUUCAUGAAAGAAACUGCUAAUAUGACACAACUGAACUCACAAAAUAAACGUGAAGCAAUUAUUUAUCUUUGGAAAAUUCACAAUCGUGUUAAUAAACGUUUACGUAAUCAAAUAACUGAAGAUCCAAAACAUCCCAAACUUCAAUUUCCGAGUAAAAAGCUCUGUCCAACAUGUCAAUCAAUGAAUAAGAAGAACAUUUACAAUGAAUAUAUUAUUUCAAAAACAAUUAAUUUUCUUGUUGAAUAUUAUUCAAAAGAAAAUAUUGAUGUAUCAUUAAUAUUAGACAAACCUUAUAAUAAUGAAACGUUAUUAAUUCGACAAGAACGUUUAAUUUCACCUAUAGAAUAUCAUGCUGAAAUAAAAGAAAAUGUCGGAUCUCAUCCAAAAGAUUUCUAA
This is a messenger RNA of Rotaria sordida, 1848 nucleotides long. NCBI's taxonomy places the organism in Eukaryota, Metazoa, Rotifera, Eurotatoria, Philodinida, Philodinidae. The record is from the annotation of a GenBank genome assembly.